UGCGGGCCCGAAGAUAAAGUUGCAUUAGUAAGCGGAGCGAGAGAUAAGGUUAGCAUCUGGGAAGCUAUAACUCCUCGUCUGCCAUCGCUGAAGGAAUAUGUUAUAGAGUCAAGUGAAACGAUAGUUGAUGUCGAUUGGCUAUAUACUUCGUGCGGAGGGCUCGUUUUGGCAGUUGCAUCUGCUCAAAAGAUAACAAUCUAUACACGACUCCGUAAGAUUGACACUCUAGUGCGAGAAUGUUGGAUCGCAUUAACUGAUAUUCAAAUACCACUUGCGUCUCAGUCGGUAUCAGCCAUUGCUUGGGUAAGCAGCGGAACGUUAGUAGUAGCAUCUGGUAAUCAACUGAGAUGUUAUAGCAAGUGGAUGAAUGCAGCAAAGCUUCGCCAAGUCUCCAGAAUGACUGGGAUCAAUGAAAAGCUUCCUACUAUAUUUCAUGCCGUUAGCCAUGUGAACGGGCCGCUGCCCCAUCAUCAUCCGAGCGUACUUCUUCAAUACUUAUUAUGGGGGAAGAUGGAUCUCGUUAAGCUAGUCCUAGUACACCUAUAUAAUCACUUGAAACUCCUCGUUGACGCGAAGAGGCCAAUUACGCGAAUUCUUCCGGUUCCUUUUGAUAAAUUAUUUGAAGAAGAUUCGCCACCGGCGGUUACUCCAAAAAAGAGUAGAUAUAGUGAGCUGUUUGGAGAUGAUAGCGAUGGUGAUAGUUCACAUUCGGGAGUUUUUGAAUUCACUGAGGAGGAAGCCGAUUUUUUAAGCGAACAUUUGAAAAAAGUAUCAUUACCGGAUCUAUCAAACAUAGAACAGGCUCAGUUGCUUGCACUUGUCAACACAAUAAUGCAGGUUGAAAGUCAAAAACGUAGUUUAGAUGAGAAUGGUGUACGAUACGUCAUAUUUAUGCGAAGAUAUCAUUACUUAAAUCGUGCUUCACUCUCGGGAGUUCCUCGGGAAUCUGGCUUGAGCUAUCGUGACAUGAGUUGGGCACUGCACAGCGAAUCACAGGAUCUGUUAAUUGAAUACAGUAUUGCUGCAUCCGGUGGUAAAUUUUUAUGGAAGGAUGCAAGGAACCAUGGAAUAUUCUUAUGGCUUAGGAACAUUGAGACUGUGCGACAACAAAUGGAAUUAAUGGCCCGUAACCAAUAUCUAGAGGACAGAGAUCCUACCAGCAGUUCACUGUUUUACAUGGCAUUGAGAAAAAAGAAAUUACUGCUUGGACUCUGGAGGACGGCCAAUAGUCACAAAGAACAAGCUAAACAUCUCCAGUUUCUGGCUAAUGAUUUCGACGAGCCAAAGUGGCAGACAGCUGCGCUGAAGAAUGCUUUUGCGCUACUUGGAAAACAACGAUAUGAGUAUGCAGCCGCGUUCUUUCUUCUUGGCAAUAAAUUGAAAGAUGCUGUGAAUGUAUGCCUGAAACAUCUUGACGACUUCCAGCUGGCUAUUGCCAUUUGUCGUGUGUACGAAGGUGAUGAUGGGCCAGUGUUGAAGAGUGUGUUUGACGACUAUGUUAUUCCACUUGCAGUUAAAAAUAAAGACAGAUGGUUGGCCCAUAUAGUUUACUGGUUUAUGAAUCAGAGAGACCGAGCUAUCAAGGCUACUAUGCUUCCAUUGGACGAAUUGCACCUACGACACUACCAACCCACUAGUACUUAUGAUACAUCGUCCCAUGAUGCAGCAUUAAUAGUAUUGUACAAACAACUAAAGGAGAAAUCAGUUCAAACAAUUCGAGGUGCAUCCGAAAUAUCAGCUGAGAUCGAAUACACGCUCGUUCUACGUACAAUAUUUGCAUAUGAACGCAUGGGGUGCCCACUGUUAGCACUCCAUCUCCUUAAAACGUGGGUGUUCACAUCGGACAUAGCUUCAUCCGAGUUUUCACAAAUUUCACCAUCAAGUCCGACAUCAUCCCUAAAGCGGUUGCGUUCUCGCCGUCGAACAACUAUUCUCGACGUUCCCUUGAACAACGACAACAUAUUCUCGAGCGGAGUAGUUAGCGCAGAUGAUUGGGGGUGGAGUGAGCCACAGACUCCGAGGAGCAGACACGGAAGUUUGAAGUUGGUAACAGAUAUAUUUUCUGAUGAGCCUGACAGUGCUUGCAACACUACUACCCUCCUUCAUGACAAAGAUCUUGGAAUGUAUAAAUAUUCUCUAGUUAAAAGAUUAUCCGAGCAAUUUAUAGACGGUGUUGCUAUAAUCAUGGGAGACUUGGAAUUGUUCGAAAGAAAAGCUAUUUAUCAGGAUUACGUUGAAAUGCUCAAACAAGGGUUGAAUAAUAUAUGCGAAGCAGCGGGCAUGCCCGUGAAAGAUAUGGAAGAGACGUGCACAGAAGUAGACUAUUACGCUCUUCCGUUCUAUCUUCUCAACCGUAACCUAUUCUCAGAAGAUGUCACUAAACGGAUAUCAACGACAUUAGUUAAUGGCUCAUGUGCGAUGGCCAUGUUGGCUUUCGGACCUACAAAGUCAAGGCAGGGUAUCGAUGAUCAUUCGAUGAAAUGGGCCAAGAAUACUCUUUUAUCAAUCAAUGAAUGGAUUUCCGUGUUGAACAAUAGUACUAACAACGACUGUGACGACAUUGAUACGGCUCGUAAAACUACGACUACUCAUGAUAAGCAUGACGCCGAUGUCCAACGCAACACUCCUUCACCUGAAUAUGACCCUUGCCAACCGUCAGUGGGCGUCCAGAAAAUAGCACUUGCAUCUUACCUAACCCUAACUCUCCUCUCGGUUCGUCAACAAGAAUAUGACAUAGCAUGGUCAUGUGUCUUCAAUGCCACCAAGUUUUUCCAUAGUUCAAUCGUUAUCGCUUCUGACCUGUCCAGCGUAGUGCGAGACAUCAUACACGGAAUAUCCGACCAACCAGUCGCCACUAAUAACAACUUUGGCUAUGAUAAUGAGGAUAACGCAUACGAGAACUGGAGCGAGGAUGCUGAUAGAGACGAUAUCUUUUGUGCCUACGAUCAGACAUUGGCAGCCGAAAUAUUGCAGGUUGCCACUAUUAAUCAUUUGGUGUACUUGUUGGAGAAGUUUUUACAUACUUGCAGUUCAUCAAUUGGAGAUGAGAUUGAGCCAUUCAUUACUACUGCGUAUCUUGAGUCUAUGAUCGAAUAUUCAACUAAUAUGGAAAGAGAAGUGAUGAGAGCAUUACCCGAGCCUACAUAUGACAUGAUUCCCAAAAUAAUCCGUGAUCCUAAACAGCAGCAAUUCUGGAAUUCAUUGAGGUGCACGAACCAUAUCAAAAUAUUAUUACCUAAUUUCAUCAUGCCUAGCACUUAUGAAUCAUCAUCGAAACCGGCUUCUGUAAUUGAACAGGCUGAUGUCGAACGGUAA
Molecule: messenger RNA, 3315 nt
Organism: Paraglomus brasilianum
Lineage: Eukaryota; Fungi; Glomeromycota; Glomeromycetes; Paraglomerales; Paraglomeraceae
Source: the annotation of a GenBank genome assembly